Molecule: messenger RNA, 4281 nt
Organism: Mauremys reevesii (Reeves's turtle)
Lineage: Eukaryota; Metazoa; Chordata; Testudines; Geoemydidae
Gene: KHSRP
Product: KH-type splicing regulatory protein
Exons: 20
Coding region: 203-2374 (723 amino acids)
Biological process (GO): regulation of DNA-templated transcription
Cellular component (GO): nucleus; cytoplasm
Molecular function (GO): mRNA binding
Source: RefSeq, a predicted model, not a curated record
UGGCUGCGUGUCGUUGUCACUCAGAGCGCUCCGCUUGUGUGACUGGCCUUCGAGCCUCGCGGGGGGCGGGGAUAUCGGCGGAGUCCCCGCCCCCCAUCCCACCGUGCUUUGCGGGGGUGUGUGGAGAGCUCGGCCUGGUUCCCGCGUUGAGCCCUCGCCGCCGCCGCCUCCUCAGCGUCUCUCGCCGGCCUCAGCCGCCGCCAUGUCGGACUAUAGCCCGGCCGGGCCCCCGCCCUCCGGAGGGCCCCCCGGUGGGGGAGCCGGCGGAGCCGGAGCUGGGGGCCGCCUCGGGCGGAGCGGGCGCGGGGCCCGGCCCGGGCGGAGCGGGGGGCCGCCCGGGGGGAUCCGCAAGGACGCCUUCGCCGACGCCGUGCAGCGGGCCCGACAGGUGCCUGUGGUGGUGUCAGCUCCUGUUGAGCAGAAUCCUAAACUUGAGUUGCAGCAGAUAGCGGCUAAAAUUGGGGGUGAUGCAGCUACCACGGUGAACAACAACACUCCAGACUUUGGGUUUGGGGGUCAGAAGAGGCAACUGGAAGAUGGAGACCAGCCAGAGAGCAAGAAACUGGCUGCUCAAGGUGACUCAAUGUCAGCUCAACUUGGACCGAUCCAUCCUCCUCCCAGGUCUACAGUGACUGAAGAGUACAGAGUACCUGAUGGCAUGGUGGGACUCAUUAUAGGCAGAGGAGGUGAACAGAUCAACAAAAUCCAGCAGGACUCGGGCUGCAAAGUACAGAUAUCGCCAGACAGUGGCGGAUUACCAGAGCGGAGCGUCUCUCUGACUGGAUCCCCAGAAUCUGUCCAGAAGGCGAAAAUGAUGCUGGAUGAUAUCGUGUCGCGGGGUCGUGGGGGGCCACCUGGCCAGUUUCACGACAACGCCAACGGGCAGAACGGCACAGUGCAGGAAAUCAUGAUCCCGGCCGGGAAGGCAGGGCUGGUGAUCGGCAAAGGGGGAGAGACCAUUAAACAGUUACAGGAGCGAGCUGGAGUGAAAAUGAUUUUAAUUCAAGACGGUUCCCAAAACACCAAUGUAGACAAACCCCUUCGGAUAAUUGGAGACCCCUACAAAGUCCAGCAAGCAUGUGAGAUGGUGAUGGACAUCCUGCGAGAACGUGACCAGGGAGGCUUUGGUGACCGAAACGAAUACGGUUCCAGGAUCGGCGGAGGAAUAGAUGUCCCUGUGCCCAGGCAUUCUGUCGGGGUGGUGAUUGGCCGUAGCGGAGAGAUGAUUAAGAAAAUACAAAAUGAUGCUGGAGUUCGGAUACAGUUCAAGCAAGAUGACGGGACAGGUCCUGAGAAGAUUGCCCAUAUUAUGGGGCCCCCAGACAGGUGCGAGCAUGCUGCCCGGAUUAUAAACGACCUCCUGCAGAGCCUUCGGAGUGGCCCGCCGGGUCCCCCUGGCCCAGGAAUGCCCCCCGGAGGCAGAGGCCGUGGCCGAGGGCAGGGUAACUGGGGGCCUCCUGGAGGAGAGAUGACCUUCUCUAUCCCUACCCACAAGUGUGGGCUGGUCAUUGGCAGAGGCGGGGAGAAUGUCAAAGCCAUAAACCAGCAGACGGGGGCGUUCGUCGAGAUCUCCCGGCAGCUGCCUCCCAACGGAGACCCCAACUUCAAACUGUUCAUCAUCCGAGGCUCCCCGCAGCAGAUCGACCAUGCCAAGCAGCUCAUCGAGGAGAAGAUCGAGGGCCCCCUCUGCCCAGUUGGACCUGGGCCUGGGCCUGGAGGGCCCCCGGGCCCUGCUGGCCCAAUGGGCCCUUUCAACCCAGGACCUUUCAAUCCAGGGCCACCAGGAGCUCCCCCUCACCCUGGGGCUCCUCCCCCCCACCCAUACCCUCCCCAAGGCUGGGGGAACACCUACCCGCAGUGGCAGCCUCCGGCCCCUCAUGACCCAAGCAAAGCAGCAGCGGCAGCAGAUCCCAACGCGGCCUGGGCAGCGUACUACUCGCACUACUACCAGCAGCCACCUGGCCCUGUGCCCGGCCAGCCCCCAGCUCCCACAGCGCCCCCCGUUCAGGGCGAGCCGCCGCAGCCGCCCCCAGCCGGCCAGUCCGACUACACUAAAGCAUGGGAGGAGUAUUAUAAAAAACUAGGCCAGCAGCCCCAGCAGCCCGGGGCACCCCCACAGCAGGACUACACGAAAGCCUGGGAGGAAUAUUACAAGAAACAAGCAGCUCAAGUGGCUACUGGUGGAGGACCAGGGGCACCCCCGGGCCCUCAGCCAGACUACAGUGCAGCCUGGGCAGAGUACUACAGACAGCAGGCUGCCUACUACGGACAGACACCAGGGGCUGGGGGCCCAGUGCCACCGCCCACGCCGCAGGGACAGCAGGUGAGUGAUCGGCCAUGUGCCCCGCUGCCUGCCUUCAACCCCCAGCUGUAGCUCCUCCUGCCUGGGUGAGACCCUCGGUCCCACAGGAAGUGCUUCCUGAGCGGCAUCUUUGUGCUCGUGCACCGGCUCCCACAUCGGUCGUCGACGGGGAUUCAACCCAGGACACCUCGACCUACAAGCAUGAGCUGCUACUGCUUGAGCUAAAGGACCCAGUCCAUUAGCUGGAGGCAGUAGGAGACUCGUAAACCUCUUCUAUGGAUCCGCCGCUAGGUGGCAACACAGACCCACGCUGUUAAUGUGGAUUUACGUUGACCCGUAGACACCGGGGUGGGGGGGGUGGCCAGAGGAGAUGGGAGCUCAGGGAAAUGGACAGAACUGGUAAAAGAUUCUCCAGUUUCCACUGGGCUCUUAGCUCUGGCUCACAGGUCCAUUUUCGGGGCUAGGACUUCUUCGUAGGGUUAGGGGUUGUCUUAUCCAUUGGGGGAUGUGGGAGGGAUCACUUUGUUAGCCCUGGUAGUUCGGGGAGAUCGGGCUGUUGGAAUACAGCGAACUCAUUCAAAGAGAACCUGGGUGCAGAUUCCUACGUUUCUGACCAGCUUCUCCUCCCUAAGGUGAGCGCAUGCUCGGCAGCGCUGAACUGAAAGCUGCUGUUUGCUGACCCAGGGAGCUAGAUUAGCUCCCGCUCAGCCUCUAGCCUGUCCUGCUGCAGCUCUCAGGGUCUCAGGCCUAGCACCAGGCUGACCCUGCACUGGGCCAGGCUUAGCGGUUACAUUCUAGGGCCACGUUUUUCAGAAACUGAAGCCUAAAAAUCAGGUUUCAGCCACAUCUAGGCACCUGACUAAGUGACUUUUCCAGCAGUCUGGUGAUUUCACUUACUUAGCUGCCUAAAUAUGCUGAAUUUCAAGCAGCCCCCUUUAGAAAUGCUUCCCCAGGCCAAGACUUUCAUCUGAUCUUCAGGACUGACCAAAGCUGCUGCUUCUGAAACCUAGAUUCUCUUCCAGACUCGACCUGCCAAUUUCCCCUUUUCAAAUGCCCUGCUUCAGUGGUGGGAUUUCCUAGUGUGCAGGGGAGUUGGGAGCCGAGGGCCAGUUUUCGCUCCACUCCCCAACUCGGCAGCGCAUUGCCAGUGCCGUUGCAGCAGAGGGUGACCCUGUGUUGCUUUCGGACUCUUCCGUCCGGAGCGAUGUCUAUCAGGGGUAACUGACUCCUGUCUCUCUCCCCGAUCCUUGCAGGCUCAGUGAAUUGAAUGUGAACUUCCCACCUGUGAAACCCUUUUUGUUUUUGGAAAGAGAUGGCCGCUGUUGGGGAAGGGAGCCGGCCCCUGGGUCUGAUUGCUGGGUUUCUUAGCGGAACCUCGGCUGCUCCUCCUUCGAUUCUCUUUAAAAUAAAAUAAAAUAAAAAAAUAAAAAUAUCUGAAUCCUUCAUGUUGAGCCAGCUGUAGAAGAUAGCGAACUAAAACUGCUGCAAGAACUCAGCCCUCCUGAAACACACGUCGAUUUCAGGGUAACAUGUUUUUUCUUUUCGUUUUGUUUUUAAAAAAAUAAAAAUAAAAAACUUUACAAGGAGAAAAAAAAUCACUCUGCUUUUUAGUUAGAGUUGGAACAUUCCUCGAAUAAGGUGUCGGUGUUUCAGAUAAAACAACCCCUUUCCCCCUCCCAUUUUCCCACAAUUGGGACUGGUCUGUCAUGUAUUUUGUCUGUUCGAGAGGAAACUGAAACAAACAAAAUUGUACGCUCAGUUUUUACUUUUUACCGCUUGUUUUUAACUUCACAAAUAAAUGAUAACAAAACCUCCCUGUGUCUGCUGGGUGGCAUCUGUCUGUCCAUAGGGUUUUGAAGCGGAUUGUUCUCAUGAUAUAGCUGUUGUAAAACCUGAUGAACUAAGAGCUCCUGUGGUUUUUUUAUAGUUUGAGCAGGCAAUUGUGCUUUGUUAAAUAAAAUGCUCUUUUUGUUUUGAAA